AUGAAAACUUUUUAUGCAGUACUCAGCAAGGUACACGACGCUGCCGAGCAAAUGGCCAAAAUUGGUAAGUGCAAGGUUGAGAUACCUAUUUUUUGUUAGAAAAGGAAAAAAAAUAUUGGGGAAAAUAAUUUAACAUCUUUUUUUCUUCCAAAAUAAAUAUUUCUGGAAAUUCUUCUCGAUCAGUGUUACCACUCUUGUGUUAUUUAUGUAAAUUCAUUGUUGACCUUUAGAGCUAGUCCACACUAUAACGGCUAGGUUUUUAUGCUGACAUGCAGAAUUUUCACGUACAGUACAAUGAACGGCACAGAAUAAAAAAAUAUCCAACAAGUGGGUUGUCCAAAAGCGUUUGGUGCACGUAUUCGCAAUCCUCACUUGUGUUCUUUCCUCUUUUUAUUUUCUUCCACUUAUAUGCGAAUAAAGGACAAUUAUAAUAGUACUUAAAAUAAUAAUAAUUACAAGAGUGAUGAUGAUGAUGAUGAUGAUGAUGAUGAUGAUGAUGAUGAUGAUGAUGAUGAUGAUGAUGAUGAUGAUGAUAAGGAUGAGGAUGAGGAUGAGGAUGAGGAUGAGGAUGAGGAUGAGGAUAAGGAUAAGGGUAAUGUUAAUGGUAAGGGUAAGGAUAAGGUUAAUAGACUGCGAGCAGUCUCUUGUUUUUCGUUGCAAAGCUGUUCUGCACGCGAAACCUAAGCACGUCUAUUUAAUAAUAACGUCCUGGUUUAGAAUCGCGUUGGAUGAGAUAAGAACUAGACGGAUUUAAGAGAAAAGGCGGACUGCAAGCAGUCUAUAAGGUUAACGAUAAUGAUAACGAUAAUGAUAACGAUAACGAUAAUGGUAACGAUAACGAUAACGAUAACGAUAAUGAUAAUGAUGAUGAAACGUUAUUUGUAGCAUCAUAAUUGUUAUAGAAAAUCUAAAAAUGUACAUGUUUAGUGUCGGAGUAAAUGUAACCAGUUCUAGGCUACUGUACCAGUAUAACUUUGUAACCAGACUCUGCAGUGAAAAAUAUGGUCCUUAUUAUUCUAUGCCGUAGACUGAAGAGCUCCCCUCUUUUUUUUCCUUUUUCUUUCUUUUUUUUUUAAUUAGAAAUGGACACCGAUGUUCUGCGAGAAUCAGAAGUCCAGAUCAGUGGCUGUUAUAAGAUCACAAGUGGUACCCCAACAUUUCACUCAACGCGGAUUGAACACUCUUGUUUGAUGAAACCCGAAAAUAAUUGGGAAAUCCAGGUGAAAUGUCGCCCCUUACUGCAUGACAUCCAAGAAGAGCCCAACCAAAGAAACAACUGGAGAAGCCUGAUGUUGUUCUACCCCGACGCUAAAGUGCAAUUGAUACACAAUGACAUUGAAGUCACUCUGCCAUCUCUUCAGGAGGACGUCGAGAUCGCUGCGUUUGGGAGACCAGGAAAAGAGGACAAGAAAAGAAUGCAAAUGGCGAUCUUUGCUAAACGACCAAAACAAGGAAGAGACUGGAAGAUUUGGGUUUAUCUUGUAGAUGAUACAAACCCAGCUUGUAAGGUAUUUUUGCUCUUGCAAUUUGUUUAUUCAUCUUUUGUUUAUUUUUAAUAUAUACUAAUGAGCAUAUAAACUGUGUACGACGUAUGCCAAUAAAAACAUGCACCAGUCACAAGUCCUAACGGUAGCUUACCCCGUUGAAAGUUUUGCUUAUUUGACCUUCAAAGCCGAGAAGGAAGAUUGCAAGGACUUUAUUUGUAAGCUGUAAAUUCAGCAGUACACUUACAGGCACGCUGACAAGAGUUGCAAGUCACCUGAUGUAAAUAAGAUGCUGAGCGUUUUGAUUUGCAAAAAUCGUAUUUUUUACUUUCAAAAACGUAUCCAGAGUGGUCCUUUUAAAACUUAGCAUUGGGAUCGCUGAUUUUGCUUUUAUGCUCCUUUCUUUCUAUAUAGUCACUCUCUAUUUCUCGUUGUUUUUUCUUUUUGUAUUUGUUUGUUUGUUUUUUUUUCGGGGGGGGAGGGAGCGGGGGAGGGGUUGUUUUGGUUGUUAACCUUUCCUUUUCAUGCCAGAGAGAUUAUAGGUAUCAUUGGACGCAAUUAACAGACACUAUGAAAUAAAAACCCAUGAAAAUCCUGUGAAUUUUUUCAUGGUCAAUUCACAGGUUUUUUAGAGGUUUUUAAUGGUAUUUUCAUGGCCAAAUGUAAGGAGAUUUUCAUGGUAAGCCACCCUGAAAAAGGCAUGAAAAAAGCAUUAAAAAAGCCAUUAAAAUCCCCUUAAUAUUUUAAGUUUCAUGGCCCAUGAAAACCCUCUCAGGUUUGGGCAAGUCCCUGAAAUACCCAUGAAAAUGCCAUGAAAGUUUCAUGUGGAUUUUAAUGGAUUUUUAAUUACCUUGAAAAACCCAUGAAUUAAACACCAUGUUUUUCAUAUUGCAAUUCAUGGACUUUUAAUGGGGCAUCACUGGAUUCAUGGCCAUGAAAAACCCAUGGUUAUUCCAUUAAUAUUAAAAUAUUAACGGGUCAUGAAAAUGUUCAUGUCCUUUUCAUGGCAUUUUGAAGACCCAUGAAAAUUGAGUUCAGUUAUUUUCAUGGGGUAAAUAAGUCAAAACAUGGACCAUGAAAACUUUGUGAAAAGGCCAUGAAUAUUGACGGUUUAAUCAAUAACAUUAUUUUAUAUUAUUUUGGUGGCUUAAAAAAUAAAAUCAUAAUUCAAGCACAAAAAAUGAAGACACUUACGUGGUUGAUGCAUUUACUGCUUUGUGCAUAUAUACUGUAGCUAUAAAAGCACAGUGGUACACAGGACUAAAUGAGGUAUAAAUGUUUGGUUCAUAAUUGAUUGAGUUUUUUAUUGCACCCAUUUGGUGGAAUCAGCUCAGACAGCUACAUGUAGCACUCCUUACUCUUUCUCAUUUCCUUUUAUCUUGUAAUGCAAUAAUAGUAAUAAUUAUUAGAACAACAUUCUAUUAAUAUUAAAAGAAAAUAACUCUUUAAAUUAGAAAUUGCUAUUUAUGCAAUAGCUAAAUAGUCUAAAUAGUCCAAAUUCCAGUUGAAUGCAAUUCACUGAGAAUCAAUAAAAUAAUUUGCUUUGGUUUCUACUUGGCAACUGUAAAUAUAUUUACAUCAAUUUUAAAAAUAUAUCAUCAUAAAUAUUAAUCUGAUAUCAUAAUUUUGUAUGUUAUCUGUUAUAGAAUAUUGAUAAUAAUUCCAUUUUAGCAUAUAAAAGUUUGAGUGUAUAUAUACAAAUCAUUUUUCACUGCAAUAUUUCUGGAACAAGAACUUUUUAAAAAUAAAAUUAAUAUUAUUAUGUACAUUUCAAAAUUUGGAAUGCAUGCAUUGUAUAUGUCAAUCAUUGUUUACCCCCAAGCUUUUAGCCAGGUGGGCGUCCGGGUGUCCUGUGGACGCCCAGUUUUCAGGAAAACAUUUUUUUAAAAGAUCUUGAUGUCCAAGUUGAUCACUGGGAGGGUUUGUGAUUCUUUUAAAUAUGUGUGAAUAACAUCAUUUCAUAGUUUGUUUUCCUCAUUUUUGCAUCAUGUAUGCUUUUGAUCAUCAGAGAUGUCAUUAAUUCGUUAUUUCAAUUAUUUAGUGGACGCCUACAUGCAAAAUGCUGGCUAAAAGCCUGUUUACCCCCAUAAGUUAAUUAAUCAUAUAAGCCUUUUUGUAGCUCUCAUAAUGCUUUGAGAUGUUGUCUUCAUUGUUGAGAACAAAGUUUUUGCCAUCCUCGUUAACGGUAGGUGUUGAAAAAAAUAUAUAGGUUGUACUAACUAUGUCAGUGUCCUUGCGUUUUGGCCACUUGUAAUUUCCCUUUGUUGUCUUUGUCAAAAAAUUGACGUCAAUUUCUUCCACAGUCUCGUCCAGCACAAGCAUAUUGAUGGCAGUUAUCUUGCCUAUGAAGAAGCCUUCAUUGUAGGCAACUGCCACCCACUGACCAACACUUAAACUGCCCCCGUCGUGGCCCUGAAAAUCACCAAAAAGAUAAGAAACCAAUAUUAGUACCAAUACCAAUACUACGUUCUUUUCCACAUAAUGUUGAAAUAUUGAUUGGCAGAUUGCUCGGGGCAACUUACAAAUGAAAUUCAAAUUUGCUUGAAUUGAGCGAGUACCGGUUUUGCUUUUGACGGUUUUGGUUUGGCAAGUUCCAGUUUUCAAGUUUAUAAUUAUAAUGAUAGAAGUCACUAAAUUAGGUGGAUAAUUACCUUGACAGUGGAUGUUGGGACAGGGUCUCUUCUGCUUUCUUUAUUCCCAUUUUCUGAAAUCGUAAGCAACAAAAAUGCACUAUUUACAUGUAUGCACAAUAUUAAGUAAUUUUGAAAACUAGUAUUUACCUCCUCAGUGUAACAUACAAAAUUAAUUAAAUACACUGUAAGAUAAAAAAAAAACACCAGAGAUAUAGAGACAAACAAACAUGUAUGGUUAAAAAUGUGGAAGAUUGACACUACAAAAGAUGCAAAGAUGCUGGAUUUAAAUUGUUUCUUCGCACCUUUUCUGUUUAGAUGGAAAAUAAUAAUUUUAGUCUUAUACAGCUGUAUGAAGAGGCCCUAAAUAAGUUAGAGUGGCAGCCAUUAUGUAUUUAUCAAUUACCUUUUGACUUUUUCUCUUCGUUGACAAAAGUCUUGUUACUCUGAAAAAGUAAAUUGCAAGAGAUUGCCAUAUGAUGUCAAAUAGGGGGUAAAAACAAUAAGAAACUUGUGUGCCCAAUGAUUGGGGGACUUCAAGAGCAAGGACUAGGUUCACUGAUUAUUUUCCAAUUGACAUUAAACAAGACAAUGACUUUCAAACAGCCCAUAAAAAAAUAUUGCAAUGCAUUCCUUUUGCUGUAGCUAAAUUUAAAGAAAGCAAGAGAAUGCACACUGUAUAAGCUCGAUAGUGAGCUGUUCAGGGGACUUUCUUUCGAUCUUGCUUGAAGCACGCGGCGGAUUUUUAUUAUGUCUCCCAUUUUGAGACCCGCGCGAUGAAGGUCAUCUUCUCUCGCCGCUUCGAGAGUCUCUAGAUCAUCAAUCUGUGGCGAUCAAAACGUUAGGAAAGUCAGGACACUAUAAUUUAUGAUGUUGAACAAGGAUUGAAUGAAAGCUAUAAAAAAAGUAAUCGAAUGUAAGUUACAGUAUUUUCAAGGACUAAACAAAACCGCUUUACAGUCAAACCAGGUCAAGCGUUCCCGUCGCUAAUGAACUAAUGAAUUCAUUCACGGAAAAAUGAUUUCGUUUGUUGAUUCAAUAAUCCAUUCAUAAAAUGAACAAUCCAAUAGUCAUAUUUAGCCUCGAUUCCAUAAUCGAAUGUUGAUUCGAUUACUGUUUUUUGAAAAAUUACACUUUCCACAAGUUGACCUCAGAAUUUUGUUUUUUCCUCUUUUUUUUCUGAGAGUCGAGUGCUGGCGAGUUCUGAAGUUCAAACCCAAACAAACUGUUACAUGUACGCCAGUUUGCUGCCAAUAAUCAGUGCAACAGACCUAGGCCUGACCUCUUAGAAAACACGACGGUCAAACUGAGGUCAGUGUAUGUGCGGUGAUUGGUGGAUUUCGAUCCUCGGCCUUUGUCAGUUUCUUUGCGUUUGCGGUCUGUCUCUUCUAGCUGUUAUUUUGAUUAAAGGCAAUGAAAAACGCAAUCGUAAACGGCAGGAAAGGGGAAGCAAAUACGAUUGAACACAACAGACAAGAAUAAAGAACAGGUAGAUUUUGUUCAUAAACCAAAUCAACAUUUGAUUAUUGAAUCGAGGUACAAUUUGACUGUUGGAUUAUUCAUUUUAUGAAUGGAUUAUUGAAUCAACAAACGAAAUCAUUUUUCCAUUAAUGAAUUCAUUAGUUUGUUAGCGACGGGAACGCUUGACCUGGUUUGACUGUAAGCGUGCGAUCUGUGGUGUACAUUUCGUUCGACGACUGAGACAAAUGUUAUAAACGCUUCUUCAUCAACAAGAACUUACCCCUUCGUUCAGUAGAACCUCCAAGAUGCGAUCUUUGUCGGCAGAUUGGAAACCAGAAAAGAUCUGCUCCAUGGCAUCAAAUUUAUUGAAAGUGAAUUUUCAAGCGAAUCCAAAGAUUUGACUCCAAAAAAACCGCCUCUUCCCCGUUAGAAGUCACAUGAUACAGAGUAUCCCAUGAGCCCUCGCAGUCGACCGGCUUCGGCUCAUCGUCGUAAACGAUUCGGUAAACGACCGUAAACUCGGCUUUUGGGCCUGCGCAUUGUACUUGCUUGAACCAUCGCUUGAACCCACAAGGGCCUUGUUGUCGAUUCAAUGCCUUCUCGAGUCUGUUUUUGCACCAUUUGCAAAGGUGAAGCAGUGCAAUCAAGUUAUAAGGUAAAGCAACACCUUAAGUUAUACGGCUUGUGGGAUUCGAAGAAAUCCAUCGAAGGGCCGUCAACGGCUAAGAAAUCAAGAAUUAACGAAAGCGAUUCGAGUACGAAUAGUGACUCUAGCGACAGUGAAAGGUUAUCACAAAUCACAUACUCCAUCACCUGCCAGAAGGGAUUGAGAGUUUUGGGCCUGUACACGGUACAUGGAUGUUUGCCUAUGAGAGAUUCAAUUCAUGGCUGUGCAGGAGGGCGCUGAAUAGAAGACAUCCAGAGGCCACCAUUCUUAGAACUUAUCAGGUAAUGCUUUCAGUGAGCUUUGAGCACAAGUACAGAUUGUAUGGUAGAUGUACAGACAGGGUUCUUAUUAAAAGCUAGUUAAUGAUUAUUUUAGCUGUCUCAUUAUGGAUAUGCUGUGCAUGUGCCAGUGUUCAUACUCCUGGAAUUUCCUAAAUUGCUGGAAAAUUAACAUUGAAAAAUAAAUCCGGGCUUACAUUGUUAUUGUAUAGGCGGAUGCAACACUCCUGCUCAUGUAGUUACGUUACUUACAAUAUAUGUGUAUCUGUCUAUUGUAUUCUUUUCACUAGACAUUUUCUGUAUUUAUUCUUUGUUAACAGAUCUUUGAGUGGUGUCACUAUAUGAAAUUGUCGGGAAAGAUGAGGAAUAAACUUCCCUUCGUACUUCCAUGUGGAGAUGAUAGUCACUUGAGUAGAGAUUCACUGUCACCAUUUCUCUCAGAUGGAAGUUCACUGGGAACAAUGCAUCUCUCAAAUGACAACCUGGCUCACGUGAAUGAAAUUUACAAGCAAGAAAUCCCUCAAGUCCAGUCACUGUGGACGAUUUAUCAAAUGGAGAAAGAAGUGGCUCGUAAAAAGGGAAAUCUAAAGAAAUUUCCAAAGUUUACCAAUUGGAGACCGGAGGGAAGUCAGGCUAUAUCAGAUGUGCAUUUGUCUAUCCUCGAGGGCCUUCAACCAACAGCAGUUGUCUACCACCAAUUUUUAUUGGAUGAUAAGCAGCACUUCUGCAGCUACCUUUACAUUUCAACACAACACCCACGCAAAAGGCCAACUAUUGUUUUUUACAGUCCUCCCUCAAGCUCAGAGGCUAGCAGCUGUAGUGCCAGCAGGUCGUUAAGGUUUGGUGUUGUUGACCAGAUCUAUCAACACACUUUUUCACAGAAGUCAUUUAUGUGGGCAGCUGUGAGUUUCUACAGAAAGGCAGAGUUUAUUCCCAGCUGUGGUCUUUGGUGUUCAGAGGAUUCCAUUGGACAAACUGUUCCAGUCCUCCUGAGUCAUCUGUCUCAACCACUCACAACUGCAGUUGAUGAAAACCUCAAGAUCUGGUUUUUAGAUGUUUAUUACUGACACUUAAAUGAUGCAAGUUAAUUAGUUACAAAAUUCAUGGAAAAUUAUAUUUGGAGAAACCAUUAGUUUUAGCAGGGAGCUGUCAUUAAGAGUGCAAGAGCACUCAGUAACACAAAAUUGAUGGAAAUAUCUGUCAUUAAGAGUCAUACUCUAUAACACCAGUUUAUAUCCUGAGUUCAUCUGAUUUUGAUUUACAAAUGUUAAUGUUACAGCUGAUGCCGCAACUGUUUGCAAAGAAAUUCCUAACAAUUGAUCAUGAGUGCAGGUGAAACAUUAAAAGCAUUGGGUGGCUCAGAACUUCAUGACAGUGCUGUUUAGUAUUAAUCAGAUUCUUGGGACUCAACUGCAAAACAAGAACACUUCAAGUGACUUAAAUUAAACAGAUUUUAUUAUCUUAAAAUAAUGUUUCAUCCAUUUCUACUUAGCUUUAAUUCAUGGCAUUUUCAUGAUUUUGCAUCAUGGUGAAUUCCCCUUAAAGUGUUUUCAUGGGUUUUUCAUGACCCAUGAAAUACAGACAGCAAAGUAACAUUUUCAUGGGUCAUGAAACCUGCCAAUAUGUAAUAUGUGGAAAUUUCAUGGCCCAUGAAAUCCAUUUUCAGUGCUCUAAAUUUUUUUCAUGGCCCAUGAAAAUCACUCAUUCCAUAUUUCAUGGGAAAUUCAUGGCUUGAAUAUAACACCAUGAAAUCUAAAUCUCUGUUUUCAUGGCCAUUAAAAGUGCUUUCAUGGGGUUUUCAAGGCGUUUUCAUGGGAUUUUCAUUAAAGUAGCAAUUCAUAGUGCUAGAAUUAAGACCUCUGCACUCUUUCCCCUUUCACCCAUGGGUACAAAUUUCGACAAGUUUGUGUUCAAAAGUACUAGAGAUUUAAAUUCGAUAAACUUGGGUUACCAUGCUAUAAACUUCAGUUAUGACGAACACGUCACUAUAAGACUUAAAAGUAUUUCCAGACGAAUUUCUUGAAAGUCGUUAAGUUUGGCGAUCAUACCUAAAAGAUCUUCAGGUUAUUAAACUUCAAAGUUUUGGAGUAACGCAAACUUUUCUCGUACUUCAUGUCUUCCAGAAUUCUUCAGGAACUUUAGAUAUUACGCUGAUUAGCGUGCUGCUAGUGUGCGUAACUGCUCAGUCACUUACUCCUGUCUUAGAAUGCUAACCGUUGUAAAACAUCUCUUGUAAUAAUUCGAUUUUGCUCUCCAAGGGGUUUUUAUUUUCAACAGUUAUAAUUUUUCGUCCGUUUAAUGUAAACAGAAAAUUUGCCAGAAAGGAGACCAGAGUGGAAAAAGGCUUCUGACACCUCUUUCUGGAAUAUUUGUGUCUAACAGCAACGAAGACAUCAAAAUUGAGCUCAAUUCAUUGGAAGAUGGAUGGAAGGUCAAAGGAAGCAAUGUGAAGGUACAAAUGGAAAAUUUUAACGAAGCUUUUUCUUAAGAAAAAGUCAAUGAUCGAUAACGUUGCACAUCAUGAGUGAAGUAAGUGGCUCUGAUAGUCCUUUUCUGCCUUUUGGCAGACUUCUCUAGGUUUUCCAUUUCUCAUGCAGUCGCCGGUUGAAACACGAUCUACCCCUCUCACCUUCCCUACUUUUACUUCUCUCCAGCAACUCCUCCCCAGCUCUUCAUCUUUAAUUCUAUAGAUAAUGUGCUUAAAAUACCAUCUAUCCGAUCGAAUCGUAUUCAAACUAGAAAAUUUGGUCUUGCUGGCGAUAUAAAAGGAAAGGUGCGUUUAUACUACCGCAGAAAAAAAAAGAAUUCAAAAAAACCUUGAAAGAGUUUGUUAGCUUAGACUGAUCACGGACCAUCUAUUUUGUCUUAAAAGAUAGCCGAGUGCGUGAAUGAAAAUAAAAAAUGCGAUAAAUAUUGAUCCCAAGUGCAAGGGGGUAAAAAAGGAAAACGUGUGUGAACAAGCUGUGUCAGCGUAAUCAUCAGCAAUUGCCUUUAUACACUAAUAACCUCAGGGAACAUAUCAGUUCUUAACCUUUCACUUUUGCAGACCAUCAAGUCAAGAGAUGCAUGGAAUUCAGCGGAAAACUCUACUGACUUUCCACAUUGCUAUUUCGAUAUAUGUCACGUUAACAACGCAAAUAAUUCAUUCUUCUGUGAGAUCAAAGCCUCCCAUGAAGGUGACUCUGCACUCUCAGAAGUUGUGGCAUAUUAUGAACGAGUAAGUUUUAAAUGGUCGUUAGAGAUAUUUAACACAGGUGACCACAACGGAAAUUCAAAAAAAGUGGUCGUAACUACAGAUGGUAGACGCCGCUUAAUUUUACGUCCAUCUUUUAGACCAUUAGCGCAGUGUGCAGUUCCCUGUCCUCUGUCAACACUGCAGCAUUUUUCAUUGAUCGCACAGUCGAAUAGUUCCAUUUUAAGCAUUUUAAUGUGCGAUUUCUUGUCUCAAUUACCGUCUUUCUUUGUAACAGCGCUAGGAUUCCAACGACGCGUUAGGAUUCUAACGACGACAUGCACCAGUUUAUGGUUUUAGUAUUGAUAUAAAAUUAUUGAAAUUAAAUUAAUAGACCGCUGCUGGGGGCAAGUGGAAUUGACUGAUGCAUUACCAGUAUCGAGUGAAACCCUGAGUAUUCGCUGUGUGGCCGCUUACGAGAGCAUAAAAAAAGGAAAAUUCUAGUUGGUAAUCUCAAAAGUGUUCGCGGUCGCUUUCAUUACAAAAGUCACAGUUCAAACGGAGUUUUUCAAAAAUAGUAGUAAUUAGGGCUGGUCGCUUACGAGAGUAAUGGUCGAAAGGAAAGCUUCGACUGUAUUUGGGAAAACAAGUUUUUUUCUUUAACAAGAAGUUUUCAUUCUUACAUUCUGUCAGGAAACAGGUCUGGAACUCAUUCAGUCUUCUACAGAUGGCGAGAAACUGGGCAAUUCUUGCAAUUUCUUUCCAAAAGGUAAGAUCAUAGUUAUAACAAAAUUAGUAAUAAGCUAUGCAAACUUUCUUUAAACAAAGUUUUCGUUUUGCUUCGUUUUGUCUUAACUCUUCUAUGUGUUUUAUUUUUUAGAGAUAGACACCUCGAUUCUAUUGUUUCUUUUUGUUCUGUCUUUCCUCUACGUUCCUUUGGCAUCUCGUCCAACGUUCUCUGCAGGUAUGUUUAAAGCACUUUAAGAUAAAGAGAAUUAAAAACGAUUUUGACAACUGUUUAAAGGGGCUGUGUCAAAUUCUUUGAGUUAACAUUGCCUAUAAAGCGUCUUUAUUUUCAUAAGCGAAAAAUUUACUUCAGUCUUAAAGACAAAAUCACAACUUUGUAACAAAUAUCUCUCCCAAAGCAUUAUAUUAAACGUUACAAGCAACAAGAAAUAAAUGUAAAAAACUUUUAGGCUAACAAGUUUUAAAAACAGGCUUUCUUUUUUUCUGUCUUGCUGUUUGAAUUUUGAUAAAUUUCGUGACACAGUUCCUUUAAAUUUUUACCCUGCUCACAGGGGCUGGUCCAUUCUAAUGUAUAAUGCCCUCACCGGCUGACCAAAAAAGAGGUCGAUGGCCAGUUUGUUUAAACAAGGAUUUGAAAGACCGAGAGGAAACAAUAUUCCGAUUCCCUGACAAAGUUUGCGGGGCGUGCAUUUCUGGUAUAAAUUACUGUUUUAUAUCUGAGAUACGAUCAGCCUAAAUAGCUUUUGUUUUGUUUUGUUUUGUUUUUUAUUUUGUUCGUUUGUUUGUUUGUUUUUUGUCGUGUUUCUGGUUAAAAUUAAACAAAACGUGAACUUAAACUUAAGGCAUUGUGAUUAGAUCCUAAUUACUUGUCUGAAUUUGUUCAACAGAAACAACUGCAACUCGGCAAAACUUUACGACGAUGAAGUUUGUAUCAAGAGAAGCAUUGUGGACGCUUGCAUUAACUUCUAUACGCAAAAAAAUCGUCUUUUAGCGUGCCCACAAGCGGCAAAAGCUACACAUAAAAUGGCUGCUAUAAAUAAACUUAGUCAAGCGAAAUUACCAGUAGACUUCGAAUUAUUUUCGAACAUACACCUGUACAUUAAGUUUAAAACUGCUUUAAGGCCAGGUGAAGCAUGCUGAAAGUUGCUUGGGGGCAAUUUUUCAACAUUCAACAUGUUUUUCAUCCUUUGUAGUUUAAAAAUAAUAAAAAAAGAGUCUCGUUCUGUGUUCUAAUUCAAAUGGUUCUUGGUGUAAGUAAAACUGGCUACCUGCAAGUUGUUAUAAAAUGUUUGAGGUGCAAAUUAAAAAAGUCCA
Molecule: messenger RNA, 11753 nt
Organism: Porites lobata
Lineage: Eukaryota; Metazoa; Cnidaria; Anthozoa; Scleractinia; Poritidae
Source: the annotation of a GenBank genome assembly